Messenger RNA from Cannabis sativa, 1445 nucleotides. Its product is annotated as protein IRX15-LIKE. Gene Ontology annotation, biological process: xylan biosynthetic process. The record is from RefSeq and is a predicted model, not a curated record. Bases 191 to 1177 code for a protein of 328 amino acids. The transcript has a single exon. Lineage: Eukaryota; Viridiplantae; Streptophyta; Magnoliopsida; Rosales; Cannabaceae.
AAUGGUAUAUUGCGUAAGAUGAAAACUCUCACGUUUUAAUUGGUCUUUCUCUUUCACUCUCAACAAAACACCCCAUUUCUUCUUCUUCUCUCAAUCUUUAUAACUCAAAUCAUCAAAUUCAUUUCUCACCACAACCAAAACAGAAAAACCCUAACCCUAACUUCUUCUUCUUCUUCAAAAUCCAACAAAAAUGAAGAACAAUAACAACAGUAGCAACACAAAGCUCAUUCUCCUCCACCCUUACAUUCUCAAACAAGGGAACUCAAACCGUCUAUGGCUUCUCGCAAUCGUAUCAUUCUUCACAGUAGCAUUUCUCCUCACCUUAAUCUACACCAGAGACUCCACAACAACAACCGCCGCCACCGCCGCUGCAACCGCUGCCAUGACAACAGCUGGUUUCUCUUCAAAUUCACCUUCUUCUUCUUCUUCGUUACCGACGAACGUAGUCAACACACUCUUACACUACGCUUCAAGAUCAAACGACACUUUCAAGAUGUCGUUUGCCGAACUCAAACCGAUCGCCGAUGUUAUCAGAAAAUGUUCUUCUUCUUCUUCUCCUUGUAAUCUUCUGGUUUUCGGUCUCACACACGAAACUCUUCUCUGGAAAGCCUUAAAUCACAACGGCCGUACAGUCUUCAUCGAUGAAAAUCGUUACUACGCCGCUUACUACGAACAACUCCAUCCCGAAAUCGACGCUUACGAUGUUCAAUACACUACGAAAACGAGCGAAAUCAAGGAUCUGAUUUCCACGGCGAGAGAUCAGAUCAAGAACGAGUGCCGUCCGGUUCAGAAUCUUCUCUUCUCCGAUUGUAAAUUAGGGCUAAACGAUUUGCCUAACCACGUGUACGAAAUCGAUUGGGAUGUUAUCAUCGUUGAUGGGCCUAGAGGUGAUUGGGCCGACGCACCGGGCCGGAUCCAGCCCAUUUUCACUGCCGGGGUUUUGGCACGUAGUAAAAAAGGCGGGAACGCUAAAACACACGUGUUCGUUCACGAUUUCAGAAAAGGUUUGGAGAGAGUUUGUGGUGAUGAGUUUUUGUGUAGAGAAAAUCUUGUUGAGUCUUCGGAUUUGCUUGGUCAUUACGUGGUUGAGAAAAUGGAAGAAACUAGUUACCAAUUCUGUCGCAACAACGACAAUAAUCACACUGUCGUUUCGAAUAAUACGUCGUCGUUUUCGUAGUUGUUUGCCGAAUUCGGUGUCGUUUUUUGUUUUUUUUUUUUACAUAUACGUACAAAAUAAUAAUAGUGAUGAUGUUAUAUAAAAUACUCUUUUGGGGUGGGAAAAGAGAAGAGGUGAAGAUAAUGGUGGCUAUUUAUGAUCAAUUUGGUCACAUCCUUUUUAGAUUUUUUUUUUCGUUUGGGAAUGUAAAAAAUAAUUCUUUUUUUUUUGGUAAAAAAAAAUUGUAAUCUUUACGAAAUGAAAUAUCCAAGUUUUCAUUAUAUUUUUA